Messenger RNA from Syzygium oleosum, 732 nucleotides. RefSeq names its product RING-H2 finger protein ATL22-like. The record is from RefSeq and is a predicted model, not a curated record. The transcript has a single exon. Gene Ontology annotation, molecular function: polysaccharide binding. Lineage: Eukaryota; Viridiplantae; Streptophyta; Magnoliopsida; Myrtales; Myrtaceae. Bases 1 to 732 code for a protein of 243 amino acids.
AUGGCGUCCUCCGCAAUCUUCCUGCUCUUCUCGUCUUCCUUCCUCGUCCUUCUAGUCCUCGUCACCUCGGACAAACCUCGUGUUCUCUGCCCGACGUCGUCUUGCAAUCCCAACGGACCCUCGAUCCGCCUCCCGUUCCGAAUCAGGGGCCUUCAGGACGAAUGCUGCAGCUAUCCGGGAUUUGAAAUCUCAUGCGACAACCAAGGCCAAGCGAUCCUCCACUUGCCUCACUCCGGCGACCUUGUCGUGAGGUCGAUCGGUUAUGCAGACCAAUUGAUUUCGCUCGGGGACCCCGAUGGUUGCCUUCCGAAGCGCCUACUGGCAACCCGGAGCUUCAGCUCCGACCUGGCCUCUGCGUCAUCGCCCUUCUUGGCCGCAGCAUACGAGAACUUCACGCUCGCCAAUUGCACAUGGAAUCUGCCCACGGACCUGCCGGGAACUUUGAUCACAUGCGUCGAUUGUCUCGAUGGGGCGGGCCACAUGGCGGUGGUCGCUUCCACAGAUGAUCUCCUCGCUAGAUGGUUGUUCUCCGAUCAUAGGUGCUAUACUUGGACGGUGUUGGUUCCGGAGACGGUGAGCUUUAGGGAGAACAUAACCGAGGGUGUCUGGUUGAAAUGGGAUCGGCCGGAUUGUAGAAGUUGUGAAGCGAUGGGUGGGAGAUGUGGGCUCAAGAGUGACAACGGCUCAUCGGUAGUUAAAUGUGCCCACUAUCAAGGUAUGCUACCAAUGUAG